This is a messenger RNA of Heterostelium album PN500, 1065 nucleotides long. RefSeq names its product ribonuclease III domain-containing protein. Gene Ontology annotation, molecular function: ribonuclease III activity. The transcript is spliced from 2 exons. The record is from RefSeq and is a predicted model, not a curated record. Lineage: Eukaryota; Evosea; Eumycetozoa; Acytosteliales; Acytosteliaceae. The coding region runs from base 1 to 1065 and encodes 354 amino acids. Gene Ontology annotation, biological process: RNA processing.
AUGAAUAUAUCAAAACCAACAUCAUUUUAUAUACAACAACAACAACAACAGCAGCAGCAUUCAAGUAAAACAGCAAGUCAAAGCGUAGAUUCAAUUAAACAGAAAAAUCAACAACAACAAUCAAAUGAAAAGCUAAUAGCUAAACAAAGAUUGCUAUUUUCAACAGUCUAUGCUGAGCCACUAAAGAAAAUCGAGCACAAUAUCAAUGUUCUCAUUCAAUGUGGUUCCAUAGACACCAGUCUACAACCAACCACACAAUACGAUUCAUUUGAACUCUUUGAGUUCUCUGGUGAUUCAAUUCUUGCAAAAGAAUUCUCAGAUAGAACUACAAAGUAUCCAGGUGCAUCACCUUAUAUUUGUACAUUGUUCAAGUCACACGGAUGCUCUAAUGAUACACUAACAUUCUUUUAUCAUCUGUUGCACAUCUCGUCGAAAUUACUCGACGUGCCACCCACCAUCCCAAAGAAACAGGCCGACAUUAUGGAGGCAAUGAUUCACGAGUUGUAUCAUGCGCAAAACAAUAUUGCCAGAUCGACUUUGGAGAUGUUCAUCUUGGUGUUGUUACAAUACACCAAUAUCACAUUUCAUCAUUCCGAUCCAAAGUUGUGUGCAGAGGUCUCUGCUAUCAACAACAACGCACUACUCAACCUUUUUGACAAUGACUCAUACCUCAAGAGCAUCUCAUUGGCCAGCAUGAUUGCCGUGCCAACACCAACACCCUUACCAUCAGUACCAUUAACAGUACCAUUAGCCGUACCAUUAGCAGUACCAUUACCAACAUUAGAUUCUUCUUUUGCCACUUCAUUAAAACAACAGCAGCAGCAGCAACAAACAACAAAGAGUGUAGUAUUUGAUAUCAAACCAAAGAUGGCUCCGGUAUCAUUAAACUUCAAGCUAGAGUCUCUUUUGGAAACAAAUACUACUCACACCUCUAAAUCUAUGGUCAUCACUGGUGAUCAAAAACAAUCAAAGAUUGUCAAUAUGAUCACAGACCCACAGAAUACCCUACUCUCACCAUACACAUUAGGUUUCCAAUCAAGCCAUACACAACCAAUCAGUUAUUAA